Molecule: messenger RNA, 459 nt
Organism: Hyposmocoma kahamanoa
Lineage: Eukaryota; Metazoa; Arthropoda; Insecta; Lepidoptera; Cosmopterigidae
Exons: 1
Coding region: 1-459 (152 amino acids)
Biological process (GO): DNA integration
Molecular function (GO): nucleic acid binding
Source: RefSeq, a predicted model, not a curated record
AUGGGUCAGCUGCCAGCUUUUAGAACGGAGCUAGAGUUCCCAUUUUUACAUGGUAGCGUUGACUAUGCUGGGCCGGUAUUGAUAGCGGACCGAAAGAGUAGAGGUUGCAAACGAAUAAAGUCUUUUUUUGCAAUCUUUAUUUGCAAUUCGGUUAAAAUCUGUCAUAUCGAACUCGUUACGGCUCUACCUAGUGAAGCGUACACAGCCGCCUUGAAUCGUUUUGUUUCACGUCGCGGCAAGCCUGAAAGCAUCACGUCUUACAACGGCACCAAUUUCGUUGGUACUUGUAACGAGCUAGGUCAAUUACUCGUACAGUCGGACCUAGAAGGUCGCAUAGCUCAAGAAGACAUCGAAUUUAAAUUCGUGCCGGCUUAUACACCACAUUUCAAUGGCUUAGCUGAAGCAGCCGUUCGUUCUACAAAACAUCACCUUAGACGCUUGUUACAACUAACUCAAUAA